This is a messenger RNA of Emiliania huxleyi CCMP1516, 1452 nucleotides long. RefSeq lists its product as hypothetical. The record is from RefSeq and is a predicted model, not a curated record. The transcript is spliced from 5 exons. Lineage: Eukaryota; Haptophyta; Isochrysidales; Noelaerhabdaceae. Bases 1 to 1452 code for a protein of 483 amino acids.
AUGCGCCUGGUGAGUCUGAUGGCACACGUCAUGGAUUUCAAUCUAGACAGCCAUCCGGGAACCGCUGGUUUAGCUCGUGGGGCAUCAUGCCCGCCAGACUUCAUCCAGGGCGACGCCGACUGGGCCGUCUCGGCGGCCAAGGAGUUUCCAGCGGAGGAGCCCGCUCCGGCGGGCAUCGCCGACUGGACCACCCCGUCGGACCCGCGCCGCAAGAACGGGCGCAAGGGCGCACGUCCGCCCCGAUCUGCCGCGUCAAGAACAUCUCCCCAGUUCGGCGGCAGCAACGGGUUCGGAUGCCUGCUCGGAACGGACGGCAACGAGGGCAUCCUCGGUGGCAAAGGCAAGGCGACCGGCGGCUCCACGCCGUCGACAACAGACUCGGGUGCGACGGUCGACGUCGAGACGACCACGAUUACCACGCUGGAGGGCUCCGUCUCUGCCUCCGGCCGGUUCCCGUGGUCAAAGUCCUACAGCUUGCUCCGCCUCUUUAGCAUCCUCGCGCUGUUCUGCCUCGGAGCCGCGUUUGCGCACUCCUCGUACUCUGCCACCGCCGCGCUUCUCUCCUCGCAGCGGUACGACUGGCCGUGGCCGCGAGCGGCUGCAGCGCCGCCUCCACCCACGCCGUUGCUUCACUUGGCCGCGAGCGCGAAUGAACUUCCGAAGGAGCAGCCCGAAGGCGAGCCGUACCAUAAAGACGCUCGGACAGUGCAUAACCAGUACGCCGACGGCUGCCGCUACGUCUUCCUUGACGUGGGCUCAAACAUCGGCAACCACGUGCGGUUCCUCUACGAAGCGGAGAAAUUUCCGGGAAGCUCAUACGCCAAAAUAUUCAACGAGACCUUCCCGGUUAAUCGAGGGAGGCCGGAUGUGUGCGCGUUCGGAUGGGAGGCAAACUCGGCGCACGUGCCGUGGCUAAACCGUCUCCAGCAGGCGUACAAGCAGCAAGGAUGGCUCGCGCACUGGUUUGCUCCCGUGGCGGUGGCAGACAAGGAUGGCACCAUUGAAUUCUGGCACGUGAACGAUACGUACGACAAGAGCCACAACGAGUGGAGCUACUCGAUGCGACAUCUUGGCGCAGGGUUCAAGGAGGUCGUCCGUGCCAUGGAUUUGGCUCGGUGGAUCAACGCGCAUGUGCAUCGCCGACGCGUGCCCGACGCGAUCCGUGAGGACGACCCGCCCCCAGCUGUGGUGAUGAAGAUGGACAUUGAGGGCUCCGAGUUCUCCGUCCUGCCCAGCCUAUUGGCCACCGGCGCAAUGUGCUCCAUCUCCUAUUUGACCGUCGAGUACCAUUGCGCCGAUACCUCCGACCUCGAGACUUCGGCCAUGGCGCUGCCAAAGUCGGACCUCACAAGAUACCUUACCGACAACAUUCGAAGGCCAGCCCGGCGCCACUUCCCCCAGCGAGCGCAUUAUCGACAGGACGCGCAUGAGCGCCCGGCCCAGCGCACGUGA